This is a messenger RNA of Penicillium concentricum, 264 nucleotides long. RefSeq names its product ATPase AAA-type core. The record is from RefSeq and is a predicted model, not a curated record. The coding region runs from base 1 to 264 and encodes 87 amino acids. Lineage: Eukaryota; Fungi; Ascomycota; Eurotiomycetes; Eurotiales; Aspergillaceae. The transcript is spliced from 3 exons.
AUGUCCUUGAGAUCACCUCGCGGACAAUCACCUCUACGUUCACCGGACCAGGACCAGGACCGAGCACGGUCGCGUUCGCCACGUCGCUCAAAACCCCGAAGUGAAAGCCCAUCCCGAAGCCUAACCCGAAAUCCCCGUCGCGUGGAAGAACUCGAUCUCGCAGUCGCAGUCGCAGUCGAGGUGGUCGACGUUACAAUAGCCGGAGCGAAAGCCGCUCACUUACUCCCAACCCCAGUCCUCCGAGAAGUUCCAAGAUCGUGGUAG